Sardina pilchardus (European sardine) is the source of this 5096-nucleotide messenger RNA. It is a transcript of the gene mxd4, whose product is annotated as MAX dimerization protein 4. Gene Ontology annotation, biological process: regulation of transcription by RNA polymerase II. The coding region runs from base 149 to 766 and encodes 205 amino acids. Gene Ontology annotation, molecular function: RNA polymerase II cis-regulatory region sequence-specific DNA binding; DNA-binding transcription factor activity, RNA polymerase II-specific; protein dimerization activity. NCBI's taxonomy places the organism in Eukaryota, Metazoa, Chordata, Actinopteri, Clupeiformes, Clupeidae. The transcript is spliced from 6 exons. The record is from RefSeq and is a predicted model, not a curated record.
GAGUCAGACACAGAACUGAACAUUGGCGUUGAUUUCGACUGUAACCAAUUUUAGUUUUUUUGUUUAUUUUAUCCUUUACUUUAAGGGCAUCGAUAUCGUGGUGUGCUUAUAUUUUAUUUUGUAUUUUUUCACCACAAAAGUCAACAGGAUGGAACUUAAUUCUCUUUUAAUUCUCCUUGAGGCUGCAGAAUACUUGGAAAGAAGAGACAGAGAGGCAGAACAUGGUUACGCUUCUGUUUUACCGUACAAUAGCGACUUUUCCAGAAAGAAAACGAAAGCAUCACCAAUUUCAAGAAAAACUCAGAACAAUAGGUCGUCGCACAAUGAACUGGAGAAACAUAGACGUGCCAAACUGCGGCUGUACUUGGAGCAGCUGAAGCAGCUGGUGCCUUUGGGUCCCGACAGCACCAGACACACCACACUGAGCCUGCUCAAACGGGCCAAGAUGCACAUCAAGAAGCUGGAAGAGCAGGACAGGAAGGCCCUGAAUGUGAAGGAGCAGCUGCAGAGAGAGCACCGCUACCUCAAACGGCGUCUGGAACAGCUGUCUGUACACGGCGCUGAGCGCAUCCGCACCGACAGCAUGGGCUCCACCAUCUCCACCGACUCAGAGCAAGACGUGGACAUCGAGGGCAUGGAGUUGACCCCGGGCGAGGGGGACAGUGUGGACAGCGUGAGUGACGUGGAGGACCACUACAGCCUGCAAAGCAGCUCCAGCGACGGCAGCUACGUACAUUCCCACAGACACCAGCCUCACGUCUGCUAGGGUCCCUCCUCCUCCUCCUCCUCCUCCUCCUCUCCUCCUCCUCCGCUGCCGCCGCCGCCUCCUCCAUCCACACGGCCACCAGCGGCCCGGCCCAGGCCUCAGCUUCAGGAAAGCGGCCUUUCUGCCCCCCUCCACCCGUCCCCCACCACCAGCCCAGCCCCCCCCCCCUGCAGCUCUGCUCCGACCCCAUCACAGCCCCCCCCCCCCCUUCCUCUUCCUCUCCUAGCCCAGCCCACUACCUGUUGUUGCCACAGGCGCAGAUAGAGAAAGCAGUUUGUGGUUUUUGGUUGGGAUAUUGGUGGCUUUAUGGCUUGGUACAGCUUUGACUUGUCAACGAAUGUGCUGACUGUGUGUGUGUGUGCGUGUGUGAGUGUGUGUGUGUGUGUACGUGUGUUGAGAGAAAUGACAAGAGACCGAGUGAGGAAAAGAAAAAAGACUUCCUGAUUUGGAUGGGCCUCAGUUGAAUAGGAGUGGUCUAAAACUUGAACUUAGCAUGACGCACUCUGUGGCAUCACACUGGCAGAUUCUGCUGAAAGGGGACGUGUGGGAAAGACCAAACGAGAAGCACUUCCUGUAGUCCUCAGUGUACUAAAGCUACACACGUGACCUCAGUACCUUAUUAGUGUGUACCAGCCCAAUGAAACCUCAAGCCUGAGUGUGUUUUAAACCCAGUCCUGCGUGUGGGGUUCGUCUGUCUCUCAAUCCCUGCAUUGCUGUCCACUCCGUGGUGCACUACUACUGCAAGGAUGUUCCACACUGUUCUCAGAACAGGUGUGAUGCCUCUAGCCUUACAAAUGUCUUGACUUCACUUUCCAACGACUGAGCUAGGCGCAGACCCCGAGGUGCGUAUCUCCAGAACUCUUCCAUGACCUUGUUUUAUGAUAAUGACUUGCUCAGUAGCAGUGAUGUAGCAAUAACGCGGAGAGCUGCGUGCUUUCUCCAGACUUUGGCUCGGUUCUGGAGACGAGGAGGUGAGACACUAACAGAGGAGACGCAUUCACUAAGUCACCCUGCUCUCCUCUUCUCCUCCUCCUCCUCCUCCUCGGCCUGUUCUCCUGACGCUGCCCAUGCUCAAACCACAGGGUGCUUCGACCGAAAGCACUGCACUCCCUGUCAGGUCUCCCACCUGUGUGUGUGUGUUUGUGUGUGUGAUCAUAUGUGUUUUCGGUCAGCAUGGAGUUGACAAGUCAAAGCUGUCCUGAGAAAAAAGAAUACAAAAAACGAAUGGAGGAGAAAACGCCAGCUUUUACGACGAUCGCUCUCUGUGGAGGAGUGAAUACUACCCAUGAGAUGUACACUGUUUUAGUAACCUGACUCUUGAGUAACCCCUCUAGACCUUAUCUGUCAAAUGAUGACACGGCUUUCAGGAGUGUUUUGGGCAUUGCAAAAGCAGAUUGGUCAGUGGAGGGUCCGUGAGAACCCUGCAGGAGUGGGCACCGAGUGUGGUGCCCGUCCGUGGUGCGCGGUCACUCGCUCCCUCUCGACCACUCGGCUAGCCACAGCAGAGGCACUUCCAGCUGCGCUUCUCUCCCUCCGCCAGCUGCCGGUCGUAGCGCUUGGCAUCCAACACUUCAGAACAGGACCAGGCCUCCCCGGCAGGCAGGUCUGACCAAAAAAAAAAGGAGAUGAAAAGUAAAAAAAAAAAGAAACACCUGCAUUAAAAAGUAAAAAAAAACCUAGCUAUCGAUCACUAAAAGUGGUUUAGAGCGUGUAGUCUAUAUUUCCUGUAUUAAAUUUUGUAUUAUAUUUUCCUAAAUGUUCCUAAUGAAAAGACAAAAAAGAAGAGUAUAUCUAUAUAUAUAUGAGAGACGAGAGACAGGAGGCCAGGCUAGUCCAGGGGAGAGCUGGCGACUGUAGGUCUCCCCGGCUCUCCCGCUGUCAUUCUGUGCCUUUGGUGAGCCUUGGUGACUGUCGUCAUCUGCCCCGCCCCGUCCCUUCCCCUCCCACCCUCGCAUCCCUCUCUCCCUCCCUUCCUCCAUCCCUCCAUCCAGCCCUACUCAGGUCUUCGCCCUGUCGGACACUCCCGCUGCCCCCUGACGCUAGUCCAUCCCCAGGCCUGGGGGGUGCAGUGGGGCAGGCCUGGCGUGAUGCCUUGCCAAACAGUGCUGAGUGAUGGGCACGUGGGUACAUGAAGAACCAACAAAGAAUCUCCCAUCAUUCCUGUGCCUCCAUGCAACUGCCCCCGGCCCCCGGCCUGCCACCCAGAGCACACAGUUGGCAGCUGUCAGUAUCCCUGCCCUCCAUUUUGGGAUGACCACCCCGCGGCCCCUCCCCCCAGCCCUGCGUUGCCCUGGACGUCUGACACUCAUUCUUCAUCCCCCCGCCCGCCCGCCUCACACUUUGUGCUUCUCGUUAUUGCAACAUUGCUUUGUUUGUUUCAUUUCUUUCUUUUCAUAUUUGAAAAACAAAAAACAAAAAAAACAAUGAGGUGGAGGCCACUGGGAGAAGAGCAACAAAAUCUAAUCAAUAAUGGCAGCUCGAGGUGUUCCCCUGCCCUCUCCUGGUGGCUCUCCCGGCCAUAGUGUUCAUGUGUGCCCCAUGGGAUCGUGGGUACGGAUCCCCCUCAGUCACGAGGCGCAAUACAGCAAUAUGACCAUCUUGUGCUUUCUGUUGGAGGGAAGAGGGGGGGGGGGGGGGGGGGGCUGACAAGUGGGAUUGCUUCAACUCUGUGGUGCAUUUUGUGACCAACUCUUUUGACAUUGAUUUGUUGUACCUCUCCACUCUCUCAUACACUGAGGUAGAGAGCCAAGAGUGUUUUGUUCUUUUUGAAAAAGCUAAAACAUGUUGUUUCAUGAAGAGUUUACAUUCAUGUUGAGGAAAUACAUGACUGUUAGUAGCAAAAAUGUGUUUUUAUCAGUUUGUUGUUUAAAGAACAACUGAGUGACAUGUUAAAAACAAUUGAAAAAAAAAAUCAUAACUCUUGCACAGAGCCUCCCGUAUGCAAUGUUAAAUUGGGAUUUAACUGAAUGGUAUUUGUGGGCCAGAUAUGAGAUUCUGUUUUUCAGCAGGCGUCAUUUUUAAAGGUUACAUGUGUCACUUUCAGUAUUUGUGAUGAGUUAGCUCGAGUGUGACACUGCACACUUCUGAAAGACCACUGAAUGCACGAUAGUGUCCAUGAAAGUCCUUUUUGGUGAUGUGCCUUCGAAAACAACAUGAACCGAGAUUGUACAUUGUGACUAGAGAUUACAGCCACAGCUUGUGUUUUCUUGAAGCUCCGGAGCUAGUGAGUGUGCACCUAUCACAGGUGGAUCACAGAUGGAAUCACCAAGCUAGUCCAGGUCUGAGACAUCAGCAGUCCAGUCACAAUGAGGGGGUGGAAGACAGAGGAAAUUGAUAUCAGGAAGAAAAGAAUGAUUCUUGUGGUGCUGUGCGAUCAUCAACCCCCCUUCCUUCAACCAAAUGUCACCUACUGAGGCAGGCAAUGGGCUGCCAGUCAAAACAUGUCAGCUCUUGUGAGGGGGCCGUCUAAGAGCCCUCAGCACUGAAAUCCAUCAGUGUGUUACUUCUGUAUGUGUGUGUGUUAGCAUGUUUGGAUCAGCACAAAUUGAACAGCAUGAUGGUGAUUGAGGUUGUCUGAGUGAUGAGAGCUGCCAGGAGAGGAGAGUCAGGGGAGGGGGUGGAGGGGGGGUUAAGUUGGGGUGGAUGCAAGACGGCACUCCAGACGUAGGGCUAAGAGAGGAGAGGGUGCGGACAGGGACACAGUGGGGCAUUCCUGCUGUUCCUCUAGUUCUCUACAGAUACGCUAGAAGAAGAGACAAAAACCCUCACUUCAUAAUUAUAAAUAUAUUCCUGCCAAAUAAUUUGUCACUUUGAUUCAUCUGCACCCGCUCUUAAAGUUGUUUGAGAGGGUGUCUCUUGUAAUUCCAUAAUAGCUUUACAUAUAAAUGUAGAUUUCUAUUUUAGUGGAUGUAUUCUCUUGUUUACCCAGUCUACAGCCCACCCCCUGUCAUUGUGAGAUUAGAAUGGGUCCUCCACGGUGGAGUCUGGAGUGUCUUUCCUGAGCUUUUGCUGUUGUCCUGUGUCAAGUGGAGAAAGAACAGAGAGCUGUGCACGAGUGGGAGGGCAGGGGAAGGGAAGGGAAGGGAAGCCAGGGUGCUCGCUGGGGGAUUUGGCAUUGUGGUCACUGAGCAGGGAGAGUUCUGUGCCCGAGACCUGUGAAUAUGUUUCCUUUAGAAGAUGUGUAAUAUGCAUACAGAAGAUGUGUUAUAUUAUAUAAGUUCCUUUUGUGUACACAUAAAGUACCUGGUGCUAGCUACAUUUUCUAGCACACACUUGAAGGUAUUGUGUAUUCUUUCAUUGUAAUAUAAGUAAUUAAAAUGUUUUAUACAUA